UGACUGGCGACGGCUGCAGCAGUUCUGAAUAUUUGCUACAGCACAGAAAGCCUGUCAGUCAAAAGCCAUCUCCAUGGUGAUGAAGUCAUCGAUAGAGGAGGAGGAAGGAGGGUGGGCUCUCGGGAUCCCGGAGAAGAUGCAAAAUAAUGCCAACUGGGUGGACGUCACUCAAGAUUUCAAAGGAGCCUGUAAAGAACUCAAACUGGGCGAGUUGCUCCAUGACAAACUGUUUGGUCUGUUCGAGGCGAUGUCAGCCAUUGAGAUGAUGGAUCCAAAGAUGGAUGCUGGAAUGAUCGGAAACCAAGUGAACCGGAAAGUUCUCAAUUUUGAACAAGCUGUAAAGGAUGAGGCUAUAAGAGUGAAAGAUCUGAGUGUACCUGAGCUAGUCGGCAUCAUGGACACGUGUUUCUGUUGUCUGAUCACAUGGCUGGAGGGGCAUUCUCUUGCUCAGACAGUGUUUACCUGUCUAUAUGUUCAUAAUCCUGAUCUGAUACAAGAUCCCGCUCUCAAAGCCUUCGCUCUGGGCAUCCUUAAAAUCUGUGAUAUCGCCCGUGAAAAAGUCAACAAAGCCGCUGUGUUUGAAGAGGAAGAUUUCCAGGCGAUGACAUAUGGCUUCAAAAUGGCAAACAGUGUGACAGAUCUAAGAGUGACAGGAAUGUUGAAGGAUGUUGAGGAUGAACUUCAGAGGAAAGUAAAGAGUACACGCAGUCGACAAGGUGAACAGCGUGAUCCUGAGGUGGAACUAGACCAUCAGCAGUGUUUGGCUUUGUUCAGUCGGGUUAAAUUCACUCGUCUGCUGCUCAGUGCGCUUAUCUCCUUUACUAAAAAAGAGACUAGUGCUGUGAGUGAAGCACAGAAGCUGAUGACUCAAGCUGCUGACUUACUGUCCGCCAUACACUCCACCAUACAGUACGGCAUACAGUCACAGAACGACACAACCAAAGGAGAUCACCCAAUUAUGAUGGGGUUUGAGCCAUUGGUUAACCAGCGCCUGCUCCCGCCCACUUUCCCCCGCUAUGCCAAGAUCAUCAAGAGAGAGGAGAUGGUCAACUACUUCAGCAAACUCAUAGAGCGCAUUAAGACUGUCUGUGAGGUCAUCAACAUAGCCAACCUGCACAGCAUCCUGGAUUUCUUCUGCGAGUUCAGUGAGCAGUCUCCAUGUGUGCUGUCUAGAUCUCUGCUACAGAACACGUUUCUGAUUGACAAUAAGAAGGUAAUCGGGACUCAUCUGAUGCAGGAUAUGAUUAAAGAUGCUCUGCGAUAUUUUGUCAGUCCUCCUGUCCUGUCCACAAAAUGCAGUUUGAAUAAUAACCAUCAGGCCAAAGAUUACAUUGACUCCUUUGUUACGCACUGCACACGGCCGUUCUGCAGCCUCAUUCAAAUUCACGGGCACAACAGAGCACGACAAAGAGACAAACUGGGGCACAUACUGGAGGAGUUCGCCACUCUUCAGGAUGAGGCUGAGAAGGUGGACGCUGCUCUUCAUGGUCUGCUUAUGAAGCUGGAACCGCAACGGCAGCACUUAGCCUGUCUGGGCACCUGGAUCCUUUAUCACAACCUGAGAAUCAUGAUCCAGUACCUGCUCAGUGGCUUUGAGCUGGAGCUCUACAGCAUGCACGAGUAUUAUUAUGUCUACUGGUAUCUGUCAGAGUUCCUGUAUGCGUGGCUGAUGUCCACGUUGAGUCGAGCAGACAGCUCUCAGAUGGCAGAGGAGAGAAUCCUGGAAGAGCAGCUCAAAGCACGAAGCAACAAAAAGAGCAAGAAAAAGAAGAAAGCUCGUCCUCUGAGUAAAGAGAUCACUAUGAGCCAAGCGUACCAGAACAUGUGUGCUGGCAUGUACAAGACUAUGAUAGCAUUGGAUAUGGACAGAAAGGUGCGUAAGCCUCAGUUUGAGCUGGACAGUGAGCAGGUUCGCUACGAGCAUCGAUUCGCCCCGUUCAACAGUGUCGUCACACCUCCACCAGUGCACUAUAUUCAGUUUAAGGAAAUGUCCGAUCUGAAGAAGUACAAUCCUCCUCCUCGCUCAGCGGAUCUCUAUAUGGCAGCCAGUAAACAUUUCCAGCAGGCCAAACUCAUACUUGAAAACGUCACCAGCCCUGAUGCAGAGGUUAAUCGCAUCCUUAAAGUGGCCAAACCCAAUAUUGUUGUAAUGAAACUACUUGCUGGAGGACACAAGAAGGAGACCAAGGCUCUUCCUGAAUUCGACUUUUCUGCACACAAAUACUUCCCCAUAGUCAAGAUCAUUUGAGAUCAACCCUGUUUCCAGUGUUUCAGAACUCCUCCCAUUGAAACAUGAACCCUCAUGAUGGCAACUGAAUAAAUGUAUUUUCAUAACAGUACAGUUGAACACACAGACUCAUUCAGUGGUUUGAACAGUUAGCAACAACGUCAUUUUCUUCUCUUUAAAGAUUUGACAUUAAGGCCAUAGACAUUAAAUCGUCAUUUUAAUUGUAUUAAAAGUAUUUUUUGGUGGGGGCGGGGGGGUAAUAAUUGUCAAAAUAUUUAGAACUUCAGUCUUGACCAACACAAAAUAGGCAUUGUUUCAAAGCUUAGAAGCUCUACUUUACAAUGUAUGUAGGCAUUAUGACAAAACUAAACAAAUACUUUGAAAUUUGCAGACAAAUAAGGAGUGUUCUGCUUUUGAUAAUUUAUGAAAACCUUUGCACUGUACAUAUUUUUGUAAUCAGUAAAAAUAUCAAACUGAUCAAAUACCCAUGUGUCAUAUGUUGUUGGAAAGCUCUCAAAGAGUAGAAUAUAACUAGCCUAUUUGUUUACUCACCUACAAAAAUAUAGCAAGUGAUAGCUAAGUAUAUGUCUUAUCUGACAUACAGGUUCCAUGUAAACAGGUGUUGCUAACAUGCCACGUUUCCGUUUGUAACUUAAUAUAACGAAUUAUAAACGGAACAUAAAAUCUCACAUACCAUUACUUAGAGGAGGUGAUUAUCUUUCAAACAAGCCCACACACAACAUAUCGGACGCAUAGAUCAUUAGAUAAUCUACUCAAUGUGCACAGUGCAUCUGGAUAUCUGGUAUCUUGCAAUCUGGCUAAAAAGAAACACAUUAGCGUUCUUGGAUCAGAAAUGAUGUAGCACCAUGUAAUGCUAAACCAAUCGGAUUGGGUUCAGAUCAGUGCAAAAAGUCAUCCAUAUUUGGGCAGAGAGACAUGCGAUUGGUGACUGUUACAGAUGGCCACCAGGGGGUGGUGCCAAGUACAAGACCUUCGAUGAUGACUCAAAUGGCACAGAAUGAAACUCAUUCUGUGAAAUCUCAUUACUAAAAUCAUGUCUGCAUGCUAUGCAUACCUUUUAGUCAUGUUGUGUUUGCAUGUGUAAUUAUUUCUUAUGUACAAUUAUGUUUUAUUUGUUUGGAGAGGCUUUUGGAAACUUUUUGGAUCUUUGGAGCUUAAAGGGUUAAGAGGCUGGAAUUCUCUUAUGCUGAAAAUA
This is a messenger RNA of Xyrauchen texanus (razorback sucker), 3443 nucleotides long. RefSeq names its product N-alpha-acetyltransferase 35, NatC auxiliary subunit. Bases 74 to 2248 code for a protein of 724 amino acids. The transcript has 23 exons. The record is from RefSeq and is a predicted model, not a curated record. Gene Ontology annotation, biological process: N-terminal peptidyl-methionine acetylation. Lineage: Eukaryota; Metazoa; Chordata; Actinopteri; Cypriniformes; Catostomidae. Gene Ontology annotation, cellular component: NatC complex.